AUGUAUCCGACGAUAGCCAGGCUGUCCAAAGCGUCCAGGGCGCCGCUGACGGGAAAGAAGGCCAACAAGGACUUCUAUAAAGGCACGAGACAGGCUUUUCUCCCUGGUGGACAUCGAACGGGGGCACCUGGAAAACAUGUCGUUGGCGGUAAGGCCAAGUACAGGCUCAUUGACGAAAAGGUCAGGGUGUUUGUGGCACCACCAAUAGAGACCAUUAACUCGUCGCCACUCAAGCCAUACGUCUCAGUUAAGGUCAAUCUCACCAAAGAGGAGGAAAGGCUGCCAUAUGGACGAUUCAGACACGCCGAAGGAUUGACGCCUGAGCAUUUCCUCCGAGUUUCCAGAGAACGAUAUCGCAUGGAACAAAUGGGUCGCGAGUUCCUCGGUGCCAAAGCGCCUUCAUGGUUGAAUGCUCUGCAGAAGGUUGAAAAGAAGAGAGGAACACCAGUACUACCUCCAAAGGCACCAACUCCCGCCGCAACGGCCUGAUUGUGCCUUCUGUCUCUAGAUUCAUACUGUACUUCUUAAUUAAUACCCUCGCGAGGGCCUGCAACAUGCUUCGUGAGCUUCA
Messenger RNA from Coprinopsis cinerea okayama7#130, 571 nucleotides. RefSeq lists its product as hypothetical. Gene Ontology annotation, cellular component: mitochondrial large ribosomal subunit. Lineage: Eukaryota; Fungi; Basidiomycota; Agaricomycetes; Agaricales; Psathyrellaceae. Gene Ontology annotation, molecular function: structural constituent of ribosome. The transcript has 4 exons. Bases 1 to 489 code for a protein of 162 amino acids. The record is from RefSeq and is a predicted model, not a curated record.